CAUAAGUGGGGACGGAGGGAGAGAGAGAGAGAGAGAGAGAGAGCAGAGGGCGUUAGGGAGCGUUUUCGCAGAAUCGCAGUUAGUAGUCUCACGGGGAUCUGAAACCCGCAGCUAGCAAAUUCAUGGCCCCGAAAUCGAAGGAGAAGGCGAAACCUUCGUCUUCAUCUCCUUCACAUGCUCCUGCUGCUAUUGAAGAUCUCUUCUCAUCUAUCAAUCGACAUAUUCAACGAUCCGAGUACGAACUGGCCGUAAAAGUUGCCGAUCAAGUUCUCGCAAUCGACCCCGGUGAUGAGGAUGCACUUCGUUGCAAAAUUGUUGCUUUGAUCAAAGCCGAUGACAUUGAUCGCGCGCUUUCCACAAUUCAAGCUUCCGAGAAGGCUAAGCGCCCGAUUGAUUUCGGUUUCUUCAAGGCAUAUUGCUUAUACAGGCAAAACAAGUUAGAAGAAGCUUUGGACUCCUUGAAAAGCCAGGAAAGAAAUUCCACUACUAUGCUACUAGAAUCACAGAUUCUGUAUCGGUUAGGGAGAAUGGAUGCUUGUAUGGAUGUUUAUCAGAAGCUUCAAAAGUUCAAGAUUGAAUCACUAGAGAUAAAUAUUGUUGCUGGUUUGAUUUUGGCUGGAAGGUCUUCUGAGGUCCAAAGUACAAUGGAUGCACUCCGGGUGAAAGCAACUAGCAGCUUUGAGCUGGCAUACAACACUGCUUGUUCUUUGAUAGAAAAGAAACAAUACACAGAAGCAGAACACUACCUACUCUCGGCCCGAAGAAUUGGUCAGGAAACAUUAAUGGAGGACAACUGGGCUGAUGAUGAGAUUGAGAUUGAACUUGCUCCGAUUUCUGUCCAGCUGGCAUAUGUUCGUCAGCUACUUGGACACACCCAAGAGGCCAUUGAAUCUUACACCGACAUUGUAAACCGAAAUCUGGCUGAUGACUCAUCACUUGCAGUGGCAAUAAACAACCUUAUUGCAUUAAAGGGUCCGAAGGAUGCCUCUGAUGGCCUUAGGAAACUUGAUCGGCUAAUAGAAAAAGGUAGUGAUGGUCAGAGCUUCCAGCUUGCUCGUGGACAGGACUUGAAGCUUUCAUCAAAGCAAAGGGAAGCAAUAUACACUAAUCGAGUGCUUCUACUUCUCCAUGCAAAUAGGUUGGAUCAGGCUCGGGAACUUGUGGCUGCACUUCCUGGUAUGUUCCCAGAUAGUGUGAUGCCCAUGCUUCUUCAAGCUGCUGUUUUUGUGAGAGAGAACAAGGCUGGAAAGGCAGAAGAGAUCCUUGGGCAGUUCGCUGCCAGGUUCCCUGAGAAAUCCAAGGUGGCCCUUCUUGCACGGGCACAGGUAGCUGCUGCUGCGAGCCACCCACAGAUUGCUGCAGAGUCCUUGGCAAGGAUUCCAGAUAUACAACACAUGCCAGCCACUGUUGCCACCCUUGUCACCCUUAAAAUGCGUGAUGGGGACAUUGAUGGUGCAGCCGCAGUGCUUGAUUCAGCAAUCAAUUGGUGGUCAAAUGCCAUGGGUGAAGACAACAAGCUCAACAUCAUCAUGCAUGAGGCUGCAUCCUUUAAGCUCAAGAAUGGGCGUGAGGAAGAGGCUGCAAGUCUGUAUGAGGAGCUAGUGAAAAGUCAUCAGAGUGUCGAGGCUUUGGUUGGGCUGGUAACCACGGCUGCUAAGGUGGAUGUUGAAAAGGCUGAGGCGUAUGAGAAACAGCUGAAGCCUCUGGCAGGGUUGAAGGGGGUUGAUGUGGAGAGCUUGGAGAAGACAUCUGGUGCAACACGCGUAGAAGGUGGGGGCCGUGUAGUGAAUGUAGAAGCCUACGAGGAGGCGAAGGGUAAGGUGAAAUCAAAAAAGAAGAGGAAGAGAAAGCCAAAGUAUCCGAAAGGGUUUGAUCCUGCUAACCCAGGUCCACCACCAGAUCCAGAAAGAUGGCUGCCCAAGAGGGAAAGGUCUAGUUACCGGCCGAAGAGGAAGGACAAAAGGGCAGCAGCUCAGGUAAGAGGUUCCCAGGGUGCGGUAAUGAGAGAGAAACAUGAAGCUAGUGCUGCCAAUACUAACAGUAAUAUUUCAAAUUCAAAGUCAAGCCAACCUGCGGCAGCUUCUUCGAAAGGGUCAUCACAUAAUAUGAACUCAGAGCAAUCGAAGCCUUCUUCAUCAAAGUCAUCUAGAAAGAAGUCGAGAAAUAACUAGGCAAUAAAUCAGAAUUUUGAAUUCUUUCAAAUUUAAACUUCUUUACUGUGGCUUCUCUCGGGGAUAUUUUGAUGGGUGUUAUCUUCCUUUUUUUUUUUAAAUCUUCUGUUAACGAGAUUUAUUGAAUUUGAUAUGUUUUAGAGUUUUCCAUUGUA
Molecule: messenger RNA, 2326 nt
Organism: Macadamia integrifolia
Lineage: Eukaryota; Viridiplantae; Streptophyta; Magnoliopsida; Proteales; Proteaceae
Product: signal recognition particle subunit SRP72
Exons: 6
Coding region: 123-2171 (682 amino acids)
Biological process (GO): SRP-dependent cotranslational protein targeting to membrane
Cellular component (GO): signal recognition particle, endoplasmic reticulum targeting
Molecular function (GO): protein binding; ribosome binding; 7S RNA binding
Source: RefSeq, a predicted model, not a curated record